AUGGGUGAGCACACAGGAAAGUCCUCUGGUGCCCAACAAGGUACUGAGCUGCCAAUUGAAUCGUCUGGAAAAGCGAUGAACCAAACUGCUCCAAUCCCCCCUGCCCGAUUCCGUUGGGACAAACUGAGACCGGAGACAAUGACUGUUUCCGAUUACUACAAGAUUCCCAAAGGUGCACUCGACGGAUUUGCGGCUUUAUCUGGCGAUACAGCCAGCUCGCUGCUGCUAAAGGCCAGGCAAAACGAGGAAAGUCUCAACGAGGAAAGUCUCAACGCGGACAAUACCAUCCCCAUUACCACCGAAUCCGAUGGUGAUUCCAAUGACAGUGCUCAGCAAGAUGGCUACAGCCAAGAGAAGCAGAGCGGACAAGAAGCUGCCACCGUCACAGAACAGAAUGCGGAUUCUGACUGGAAGAAGAAUCCCGGAAAUCGCAGGGAGGAUUUUGACAUAGAGAAAUGUCAAAUCCAAGAAGAUCAUCCGGCUCUGGAAAAAUACCAUGAGCUGGCAAAACUCAUCAACCAGUACUACGAUGACAUCGACAAAGAUGAGGUUAAGGGCCACACCAACAAGUCUAAAUCUGAGCGUAUUCGGGCUGUCGAAAACAAGGUGUGGAGGGCCUACCUCGCCUAUGAGCACAACGGCUUUGGUAUGCCAGAGAUGAUCAUGGAUCGAUUCGUGCAUCCUUACGGCCAUGGCAAUUCUGCGAUUCUUGGAUAUACUCAAAGCAUGGGUAUAUUAUCGGAACUAGAUAUGAUGCAUGGACAUAAGAAUGACCGCCAAAUCACCUCAAGCGAUUUCGACAGUCUCAUCAGUGGCCUCAAAGGGAUGACAGAAAAGCUCGGUACCGUUCAAGAACGAAUCUCCAACUUGUUAUCAGCCUUCGCCAGCAUUGAAAAGCAGCUGCAGGAACUUCAAAAAUCUUGUUUAGCUUCACAUGAACAAGUCGACAAACUGAAAACAACCGUCAAUCAAGGUAACCAAGGUGUUGCAAACUACAAAGCCAGUUAUGGCGGUAGCAAAGCUCCCAUCGCUAAGCCUGUCUCUGUUUUCAAGGCCUCCAACUCUGGCGGCAGCAGCAACAAAGCUGCUAGCAAGGUUACAAAUGCCAAAUCCAACCCUGUUCCCAAGACCCCGGGCGCUAGUGCCAGUUGCAAGGCUACCGUUGCCAAAUCUGGCACUGGUUUCAAAUCUAUAAAAGUGAAGCCCAAUGGUAUACCCAAGACGGUUGCGGGUAUGGAAAAGAAGCGACCUCGUCCGGAAGACAGUAAUGAGGCAAGCGGGUCCAAGAAGCAAAAGACAACAAGGCUCUCUUCUCCUCUCAAGGAUUGGAUCAAAGUUGAAAAUGAAAGUGAUGCCUGA
Fusarium oxysporum Fo47 is the source of this 1359-nucleotide messenger RNA. RefSeq lists its product as uncharacterized. The transcript has 3 exons. NCBI's taxonomy places the organism in Eukaryota, Fungi, Ascomycota, Sordariomycetes, Hypocreales, Nectriaceae. The record is from RefSeq and is a predicted model, not a curated record. Bases 1 to 1359 code for a protein of 452 amino acids.